AGCCCUGUAGCGUCAGGAUUGCGUCAAUUUGGGUUUCAACCACGUCUUCAGUCUCGGAGCGGAGCUACUCAGAAGAGCCAAAACAGGAAGGGGGUUGCAAAUCAGUGUGCAAAGGGGAGGAUCGAAGCUUCCCCUCCCCCCUUUCCUCCAGCCCCCUCGCAGCCUCCUCCUCCACCUUCCCCACCGCUCGUGUCUCCGGGUUUUGGGGGUUUUUUGUUGUUAUUAUUUUCUUUCUUUUAAAAAAAACAACAACCAAAAACAAAACAAAAAACCCCAAACAACACGCUGGAAAAGACGGUUGCCCGGGCGCUGUGAGAGCGGAGAGCCGGGAGACAGCAGGGCAGCGCGUUCGGCGCCCCGGGCAGGUCGCUCUGUAACGGGGGAGGCAGCUCCCUAUCCCGGACGGCGGCUUCCGCACCCCGGACGGCUGCUCCAGCACCGCGGACAGCGGCUCCAGCACCGCGGACAGCGCACGCCGCCAACAUGGCUCCGAUCGCGGCCAGCCGCCAGCAGUUCGAUGAAAUUCCUACAGUGGUUGGGAUCUUUAGUGCAUUUGGCCUUGUCUUCUCUGUCUCCCUUUUUGCUUGGAUCUGCUGUCAACGUAAAUCUUCCAAAUCCAAUAAGACCCCUCCAUAUAAGUUUGUCCAUGUGCUGAAGGGGGUUGAUAUUUACCCUGAGAAUCUCAACAGUAAGAAGAAGUUUGGAGCAGAUGAUAAAAGUGAAGCAAAGAACAAAUCAGCGAUGCCAAAGAAUUCUCUCCAUCUUGACCUGGAGAAGAGAGAUCUAAAUGGCAACUUCCCCAAAACAACCCCUAAAAUCCAGAGCUCUCCAGAUCCUGAAAAUUUGUCUCCUAAGCACUUUGUAGAAAGGAAGAAAGAUUCAGUAUCCCCUGAUAGUUUAAAAUCCAUCACUUCCCUAUCAUCUGAAGAUAAACAAGACAAGUUAGGAAAUCUCUAUUUCUCCUUAGAGUACAACUUUGAGAAAAAGGCAUUUGUAGUGAACAUCAAAGAAGCACGUGGGUUGCCAGCAAUGGAUGAACAGUCAAUGACUUCUGAUCCCUACAUCAAAAUGACAAUCCUGCCUGAGAAAAAGCACAAGGUGAAAACCAGAGUGCUGAGAAAAACCUUAGAUCCAGCUUUCGAUGAGACCUUCACAUUUUAUGGGAUCCCCUAUAGCCAGAUUCAAGAUUUAACACUUCACUUUAUAAUCUUGAGCUUUGACAGGUUUUCCAGAGAUGAUGUCAUUGGAGAAGUCCUCAUUCCCCUCGCAGGAAUUGAAUUGUCAGAAGGAAGGCUGCUAAUGGACAGAGAGAUCAUCAAAAGAAAUGUUAGGAAAUCAUCUGGGCGUGGAGAAUUACUGGUCUCUCUCUGUUAUCAGUCUACAACAAACACGCUCACUGUGGUUGUUUUAAAAGCCAGGCACCUACCUAAAUCUGAUGUGUCAGGAUUAUCAGACCCUUAUGUCAAAGUGAACCUGUACCAUGCUAAGAAGAGAAUUUCUAAAAAGAAAACCCAUGUGAAGAAAUGCACCCCCAAUGCAGUGUUCAAUGAGUUGUUUGUCUUUGACAUUCCUUGUGAGGGCCUUGAUGAUAUCAGCAUUGAAUUUUUGGUUUUAGAUUCAGAUAGGGGGUCAAGGAAUGAGGUCAUUGGCCGGUUAACCUUGGGAUCUUCAGCAGAAGGAACAGGUGGAGAGCACUGGAAAGAAAUUUGUGAAUAUCCUAGGAGACAAAUUGCCAAAUGGCAUAUGUUGUGUGAUGGUUAGCAGCUUAGAGGGGGUUGGAGCUUGAAAAAUUAUAUGUAUUUCCAUAGGCAAGGAGCAGUUUUCUUUCUUUGCUAUAUAUAAUUACAGGCUUGUAACUACAAGACUUUUUUGGGGGGUGGGGGAAUAAAAACUGGAUUGAAUUAUCAGAACAGAAGGUAACUAAAUUUUCACAGUAAAUAAAGGAAUUUCUAUUUCACUAGACUUUAACAUAAUUGAAUUGGAUUCAUAGUCUUCUGAAGUUUAAAUAACCUGAAACUUCUGAAGCACUAUAAACUUCAAUAAGAACAGACUAUGUUUUAUGAAGAAGUCACUGGAAACCUUAUUAGUACUGUUAUAUAGAUGGAGAUAACCUCAUUAAAAUAUAUCACUACAUCUAAAAAAAAAAAAAAAAAAAACAAAAAAACCACCUGUGGCUUAUUGGGGAAAGGGGAUGAGUCUGUAAAAGCCAUGGGUAAUGAGGGUCAGUAGGAGGGGAAUUCCUUCUGUCCUACCAUCAAAAGCCUUCUUUUAUGAAAAUUCAAUCAUUAUUUCUAAGUUUUGGUUACUUAUACUUUGAUCAUCCCAAAGACUGAAGAGAUUUUCAGCAAUUUGCUUUACAUAUCACAUCAUGUGCAACUAGUUGUUUUAUGUGUGGAAAUACUGUAUAAUUAUUUACACUUGGAUUUUUUAAUUUGUAUAUAUAUAACUUGUUUUAUUACAGUGAUUGAAAUAGAUACAUUCUACAAAUCACUGAGCAGGUUAACAUACGUUGUUUUGUUAAAAGGGCUCCUUUAUGAGUGACUGCACAUGUUACAGUAUAGCUAGAAUUUGGGAUUAGAUAUGCCUUGCAUUUUUUUCCUCUAGCAAGGAUUACACUUUAAGCAUUUCAAGCCAUGGGAAAGCAUUUCUGUUGAGCUGAGGUAACAUCCAUGAUAUUACAGUCAAUGACCUUUCACCAAUUAUAUUUUAAGCUAUUCAGUAAUACAUAGAGAAAAGUUGUUUCUUCUUUUGUUUCAUUAAAGAACAAACAAAAUAAUGAGACAGGGGACAAAACCUUAUUCUUCUGUUUAACUUCCUGAAGUGUGAGUAAUGCCAUUACACUCAGUAGGACUACUCCCAGCAUACACAUUUUAAUGCAUUUUUAAAAUUUUACAGGAUAGGAAACUAAGGUCACAGUAUAAUUUAUACAAUAUUAUGUUAGAUAAACAAUUUGAAAAGUGCAUUUCACCUAGAUUAUAUGCAUCAAUGUCCGUUACUGAUUGUACUGAAAAUUGGUGGUGGUAAGGGAAAAUAUAUCCUGAUUUCAUGUUAGUGUGACAUUUGUGUGUUUAAACUUAAACUGUGUCAGGCUGGGGGACUAUCAAGCGUAACAUAAACAAGUAUAUACAUAAAGCAUUUAGACCUGUGAAAUUUACUCUUGGUCACAACAGAUAGAUUUUUAGGUUGUCAGAACUGUAGCACAACUAUAAACAGAUUAUUUCCUAAAGUUUGUACACUGAUUUCUGGUUUAGAAUUGUUUGCAAAUAUUACUCCUACAUCAUUUUCAGUUACAAUAUAUAGAGAGAAGAAUAUAAUGAUUUAGUUGUUGACAUAAGAAGGACUUAAAAAGUGCAAAACAAUUUUUGGUAUCUUUUCCUAUGUCAUUUUGUCAUGUGUAAUCCCAAUGAAGUGAAUGAGACUAUUUGGGAAUUAAAGUAUUGCUCAAUGCAAGUAAAGGUAACAGAAUAGGCAUGCCAGGUAAAAAAAAAAAAAAAAAAAAAAAAAGAAUGUAUGUUGGAUUUCAAAUUGCUUUCAUUAAACAACAGACCCAAGUCUUAUUCAAAACUCUUGGAGAUUCACUGUCGACUUUACCUGUUCUCAUAUGGCCAAAUUAAGUUUGCAGUAGAGGACACUGAAAUAUGAAAUAUGCAAGUAGACAAAUAGUACUGGAAGAAUUCUGAUGAGGCUCUUCCAGGUUUUGUUGUUGGUAUUUUCUCCAGUUUUUGAGAAUGUGUUUGAUAUAACAGUGUUUAUAAAGUUCUGUAGAAGUACAUUUUCAAAAUAACAUAAACAUUCUUUUUAUGAUAAUGCUCAAUAUAAAAAACCUGCGUAUUGUAUGUACAAAGGAGAAGAAUCUUUUUUGCUUCUUUCUUUAGAAAGCUGAUUAACUGCUUAAGGGCUAGAGUUUGCCAGCCACAUUCAAGCAGAGCUAAUCCAAAGCCACCAAGUUGAAGGAAAGAUGCCCACAGGCUUCAAUGGGGUUUGAAGUGCAAUCACAGAGCAAAACUCAACCCAGGAAUAUCAAUGGGACCAUGGAUAAGGAGAGUCAUGAUUUGAUCUAAUGGAGACUAGGAGAGUUUAAGUCAGUACCACACAACCAAACUUUUUACAAUUUAUGGUAAGGAAAGAACUUUACACUGAAAGUGAUUGCAUGAAAGAGAGUGGGACAGCUUGUAAUUAAAAAAUAUUGAGGUUUCGUAUAUUAGCCCACAAAUAGUACAUUAUCUCUAAAAAUGAGAUGACAGGAGUCAUCUGUCUCCAAUGGACACAAAUUUUGACAUUAGGAGAAAAAAAUCCACCUUUUUGAAUUAAUGGUGGGCUGUGACCAUGCUUCAUUUUGCAUCCAACAAGUCAUCAUCAAUUUUUUUUUCAAGUUUCUAUAGAAGCUUGAGGGUUAAUAUUUCUACCAGCUAAAUAGCAGUUGUUGUUGGGGAUAAAAGGUAGAAAUAAGAAAGGGAAACAAAGACAUUUUUAUUAAAUCUAAAAAAACCCUGUAAAUAGAAUUUUGUUUUUAAUUUAAAGCAAUGUUUAGCUUGGAAAGUUGAGUAAAGAUGAGUUGUAACACAUCUGUAAACCAGACAAGACAGGAGCGAAUGUAGACCUGUACUGAGAUGAGAAAUUCUGCUGUUUUAUAAAGUAUUUAAUUUUCAUUGUGAAUAUCUUGAACUCUGUUAAGGAUACUGUACUGUAUUAAACAUGUAAAAAAAUUAUGUUUGUCUAAGUAGCUUACAAAAGUAGUAACUCCUUGAAUGGGAGACUAUCCACGUCUGGAGAUCUGUCGUAACUAAAUUCCUGAUUCGUUAUGGUGUUGUAACUUAAUAGAAGCUAUUUGAGAGGAAGCAUGGUGUAUGAGAUUUUGUAAGUUAUUCGUGCUGGUUCUGUAUGUUGUACCAUGUGUGUAAGACAAGAAUAAACUGCUGCUUUCGUUCAUCC
Messenger RNA from Grus americana (Whooping crane), 4932 nucleotides. It is a transcript of the gene SYT4, whose product is annotated as synaptotagmin 4. The record is from RefSeq and is a predicted model, not a curated record. The coding region runs from base 484 to 1761 and encodes 425 amino acids. Gene Ontology annotation, biological process: regulation of calcium ion-dependent exocytosis; cellular response to calcium ion; vesicle fusion. Gene Ontology annotation, cellular component: membrane; axon; synapse. NCBI's taxonomy places the organism in Eukaryota, Metazoa, Chordata, Aves, Gruiformes, Gruidae. Gene Ontology annotation, molecular function: SNARE binding; calcium-dependent phospholipid binding; phosphatidylserine binding. The transcript is spliced from 4 exons.